ACUUGUCAGGCAGUGCACAGAUGUUUUGAACGAAUGGUGUGACUAGGGGCGGUUGACGAAAAGUCCCCUCAGUUCACGAUUGGAAAUCCAAACCUGUCCUUUUCAUUUCCCUUCUUUUUCAUGAGAACAAAAGGGGGAAAUCGUGUCACGUCUCGGGAAGCUUUUCAACAGGUUAAGAUAUUCUUGCGCUCGUUUGUUUUAAGUUUACCAGGCAAAGAACACGCCCAAACUAUUAAUGAGGUGGGCUUCCCGAAAGAAAAAGUAGCGGCCAUUAGCCGCGAAAAAACCGAAAGAGCUCAGCAAAAAUCAUGUGAAAAUGACCAGCGGAUUUUCAGACAGUUCUGUGAAAACACCUCAAUUCAUGGACUGAAAUAUUUGUUUGAAGAUGGAAGUAGGUUUUUUGAAAGAUGCGCUUGGUUGCUGGUGUUUUUAUCCGGUAUCUGCUUCUCGGGCUACUUUUGUUGGCAAAUGUGGGAAAAAUGGAAACAAUCUCCUGUACUGACUUCCGUGGAAACGCAACUUUACCCGCUUAGUAAUAUUUUCUUCCCAGCGGUUACAGUGUGCAACGUCAACAAAGUUUCGAAGAUAAAGCUCCAGGAUGCACUGAGAAAUCCCAAGUAUGCAAAUGUUUCGUAUUCCGAAAUGCAAUUUACCCUAAGGUACAUGACAAAACUAGACCGCGCUAUUAAUAACGAAAAGCCACUAAAAGAGCUGAACGAGUUUUACAAAUCACGGAACAUUUCUGCACUUGAUUUAUUCAAGCUCUUGGAGGAGACGGCACCUUCUUGCUCGGACAUGGUCAUGGAUUGUAAUUGGUUGGGACUUACGAAACCGUGCAUGGAACUCUUCUCGUUUUUACCUACGGAUGAUGGAAUGUGCUGUACGUUUAACAGUGCAAAAUAUUUCGAUCCGAUGCUUGGCAUUCAGUCAAGUGCAAAUGAACCUUUACGAGUCAACGGUAACGGGUACCGAAUGGGGCUGAAUUUGGUUAUCGACGCCAAUGUAGAAGAUUAUAGUGUUACUACCGGAAAAUUCGAUGGUUUUAAAAUAUUAGUGCACGCACCAGAGGAAUUUCCUGAUGUAGCUGACAGGGGAUUUGUGAUAGGUCCUGGUACCGAAACAUUUGUUGCUGUUAAAGGUACCACGUCCUUCAACACCGAAGAGGUCGCAAGGGAAGUCGCCCCAGAUCAGCGCCAGUGUCUGGUGGAAGGUGAAAAGAAAUUGAAAUAUUUCCAGCAUUAUAGCCGGUCUGCUUGCAUGGUCGAGUGUGCUACACGAAUAAUGCACGACGAUUGCCAAUGUCGUCCAUAUUUUCUUAGAGGAGGCAACACAUCCCGUUUGUGUGAAUUUACGUCAUACACUUGCAUAUCAAACGUUUACGAGGAUGUUCGUGCAAAUGGAAAUAAAAUUUGCGACUGUUUGCCACCCUGUACGGAUAUUAGAUACGACCCAGAAGUAUCAUACGCAUCCUUCCCUGGUCGCGGAUUUAACCUGACACGCACAUUCAAACGUUUAGUGGAAAAGCGAAACCUGAGCUCUGGUACGGAUGGAACGGAAUAUUUCAAGACGAAUGUGGCAAUGUUCCAUGUUUAUUACAAAGAGAAGACAGGAAUGCGCUACAGAACCGACAUCCGCUUUGGAAUUGAGGACUUUAUUUCGGCCAUGGGUGGACUCCUGGGCCUUGGCCUAGGUAUGAGCUUCAUCAGCGUGAUCGAACUAAUCUAUUUCUUCGUCGUUCGCCGCUUUUUCUUGCGGCAUCGUAUUACGCCAGACCAGACGUUAAAAAUUUCACAUACGCCUGGUUCUGAUGAUGCAAGAAAAGUGUGGCCUUCCUCCCAAACACUAUCGUCGGUCAUGACCACCAUAGAACCAAACGUAGAUGGACAACGCGGCCUCCAACUAGUUCGCCGGGGUUCACUUAACUUACCUGCGCAUAUGCAAGCACGCCUUUACAAAUAUUGAUGACUCUCCGUUUCUGGUUGAAGAAAAAAAAAUCCAACGUGUUGUGCACUGAAAAAAAAAAUCAAAAUCUGGUUCCAAUAGAGCAAAUAGUCAAUGGCUUUGAUCAUUGCCUAUUGCAACGAUACCUGAUAGAUUUUUUGCUAAUUUUAGCCACACUACCUGAUUUUUUUCUCUUUUUGGAAAGAAGUUCCAAUGUUCAUGUGCCCACGACGUAUUUGCGUAUUGUCAAUAAAGCUCCUAUAUCCAUUUGUUGCCAGGACAACUGCAUCUAAUCAGCCGUUUGUGAAAUAAACCGUAUAAC
This is a messenger RNA of Daphnia carinata, 2263 nucleotides long. RefSeq names its product pickpocket protein 28-like. Gene Ontology annotation, biological process: sodium ion transmembrane transport. Gene Ontology annotation, molecular function: ligand-gated sodium channel activity. The transcript is spliced from 12 exons. The record is from RefSeq and is a predicted model, not a curated record. The coding region runs from base 121 to 1962 and encodes 613 amino acids. Gene Ontology annotation, cellular component: membrane. Lineage: Eukaryota; Metazoa; Arthropoda; Branchiopoda; Diplostraca; Daphniidae.